AGUACUUGACUGCUACGUGCAAUAGUGCCUCACUCACUGCAAGACUGCUAACCUUACACGAACUCUCCAAGGAACUCCAAGCAGAGUUUGGCUGAACUGUGACAGGAUGGAUGAGCUAACUGACUACUUAAGGUCACGGCAUGUCCCCGAAGAAGACAUACAGCGAAUGGAACAAGAUAAGAUUGAUUCCAGUGUUAUACGUCUCAUGACAGAUGACCAGCUAAGCCAUUAUCUACCGUCCUAUGGUGAUCGACUGGCUGUGUUUGGAUACUGCAGGCGGAAAGACAAAGAUCCCAGCACUCGCAAAUCAAAACUCUUUGAGCGACUGAGAGGCAAGGUCUUCAGACAGAAAGGGGACCGAGAGCAUGUGCCUGAGAGAGAGCAUCAAACCUCAUUAAGGAAUGCUCAGAAGAACCAGCGAAAAAUUGAGUUAGGGUGGAUGCACUUCCGAGAAGGGGAAUUUGUGCAGGUACGAACCAAAAAAGGUGGGGGAACCAGAAAAGAGAGUGUGCCAAAGGGUAGUAAAAAACAGCAGUUGAUUGAGAAGGCUGGGCAGCUUUUUUUUCCUGGUGGAAAAAAUGCCGAGGGAAACCUGACUGAUUUUGAUAUUGAUUUAACAGACUAUCAGCAGUAUACCUUAGAAGAUAGUAUCACCGUUGGUGAACUGUAUGAAAAGACUAAGUUACCAGUCUUGCGUUUCUAUUUAACAACCAAGAAGAGAGUUCUUGCUAGUGACACUGAUCAGGAGUUGAACAGUGUCACAGCUGCACAAGAAAGUGAAAAGACACAUGACACACCUGACCAUUCUCAUACUUCUAGCACUCCUAAAACUGAUGCUGUAGAAAUAAAUGCUUCAGAUGUCAUUUAUGUUGGAAGCAACGCAGUAUUUCCAAAUGAAAGCAGUGAGAGUGUUUCUCUUCUUUGCACUACAACUGACUCCAGUGUUGCAUCUGGUUUGCCAGAAUAUCAAGAUGUCAUUAAUUUGGAUGCUUUAGAGGACAGCAGCAUUAUAACUUUUCACACAGAGAGCAUCUCUGGGAUGGAAUACCCCAGUCUUGAAGACACCUUUCCUCUUUCUCGGGAAUUGUCUGCUGAGUCACCUUUGCCUCAUUCCAUGGAUAUGCUGCAGGAACCAAUCGCCCAGAAAGAAAGAGUGAAGAAAGUUGUUGUGCUUCAUCGUGGUCAGAUUCUUAGAGAACUUAUUACCGUUUUUUGUGAGCAAAGCAUCUUGGAGGAUGACAUUUACUUCAAAGUGAUUCUCCCAGAUGGAAGACUUGAAAUGGCUGUGGAUGAUGGAGGUGUUCUGCGGGAUGUGCUGUCAGAAUUCUGGAAUGAUUUUUAUGAGCAGUGCACUAUGGGAAAUAGCUUUAAGGUGCCAUAUCUACGUCAUGAUUUUGGUAAACAAGAGUGGGAAAGUAUAGGUCGAAUAAUCAAAUUUGGCUGGCAAAAAGAGAGGUACCUUCCUGUAAAACUGUCACCUGUACUUCUGGAGCAAGCUGUUUUUGGCUCUGUGGAGAGUGAUCUUGUGGACAGUUUUUUUAAGUAUGUGUCAGCGUCAGAGCGAGUGAUCUUUGAAUCCUGCUGUUCAGAUUUUGAAGGUGUUGACCAAGAAGAAUUGUUGGAAAUCAUGGACAUUCACAGCUGUCGUAGGAUUCCAACAGCUGAUAACAUUGAGCAAAUCUUGAGGGAACUUGCCCACCAAAAUCUGAUUCAAGAGCCUGCCUUUGUAAUUGAACAAUGGAGCAGUACACUUGUAUCCCUGAGGUCUGAGUUGAAAGGCAUUGCAGCAGUAUAUGAAGGCCUACAACCAACAUCACGAAAGAUAAUGAAGGGAGUUAUCUACCCCAGUAUUCUGAAUGCCCAGGAGAACCAAAUUGUGAAGUUAUAA
Messenger RNA from Monopterus albus (swamp eel), 1888 nucleotides. RefSeq lists its product as uncharacterized. The transcript is spliced from 4 exons. Lineage: Eukaryota; Metazoa; Chordata; Actinopteri; Synbranchiformes; Synbranchidae. The record is from RefSeq and is a predicted model, not a curated record. Bases 107 to 1888 code for a protein of 593 amino acids.